This is a messenger RNA of Ananas comosus (pineapple), 952 nucleotides long. RefSeq names its product putative linoleate 9S-lipoxygenase 3. Bases 340 to 870 code for a protein of 176 amino acids. The record is from RefSeq and is a predicted model, not a curated record. NCBI's taxonomy places the organism in Eukaryota, Viridiplantae, Streptophyta, Magnoliopsida, Poales, Bromeliaceae. The transcript is spliced from 2 exons. Gene Ontology annotation, biological process: lipid oxidation. Gene Ontology annotation, molecular function: oxidoreductase activity, acting on single donors with incorporation of molecular oxygen, incorporation of two atoms of oxygen; protein binding; metal ion binding.
AUACCAUGACAUCUAUAAGUAGCACCCAGAUCGAGCAACCCAGAAAAUGCAAAGCACUUCUUCUUCUCCCUCGCUCCCUAGCUUACACAAGCAAUAAUCAAUCGAUCUCUUCAUAUAUAUAAAUAUAUAUAUAGAUAUAGAUAGAUAGAUAGAUAGAUAGAUAGAUAGAGCUUGUGCUCUUCUAGUAAUUUCUGAUCAUCAUCAUCUUAGACUAUCUCUCUAGUGGAGAAGAGGUUGAUCGAUCGAUCGAUCGAUCGAUCAGCUGCAUAUAUAUAAAGAUAGAUAGGAAUUAGGAAGGAGGAGGAGUGAGUGAAUUAAUUAAGGAAGGAUCGAGUAAGGAUGCAGGGCCUCGAGAACAUCCUGGACUCAAGGAAGAACUUCGAGAACAUGCUGGACUCGAUCAUCGGCCGCGUGAAGGGCACGGUGCCGGUGAAGGGCACGGUGGUGCUGAUGCGCAAGAACGUCCUCGACUUCAACGACUUCGGCGCGUCCGUCAUCGACAACGUCAGCGAGCUCCUCGGCCAGAAGGUCUCCCUCCAGCUCGUCAGUGCCACCGUCGGCGACCCCAAUAACGGGAAUCGGGGAGUGGUGGGGCAGGCGGCGUAUUUGGAGAACUACAUCAGCUUGUUGCCGUCGCUGGCGGCAGGGGAGUCGAAGUACAACGUGACGUUCCAGUGGGAUGCGAAGACCGGAAUACCCGGGGCGGUGAUCGUGAAGAACCAUCACACCUCCCAGUUCUACCUCAAGACGCUCACCAUCGAUGAUUUCCCGGGCAAGGGCCGGAUAGUUUUCGUCUGCAACUCCUGGGUCUACCCGGCCGACAAGUACAGCUACGACCGCGUCUUCUUCGCCAAUAACGUAAGUAUAUAGCCGGUUUAAUAUAUAUUUUCUUCUUCUUAAUUUGCUUGAAAUUACACACAAGUUUAGAUUUAGUCAAUAAAUUGUUGAUAAU